GUGACUGGUGACUUGAUUCCGAGUCCAAGUAGUCGAGAGUAGCCAGUGUCCGCACGUACUCCCCAGGAUCCGGAAAAACCUUGUCCAGUAGUCGCUUUCCUCUAAUCGACUCUCUCUCAGUGCAGUGAUUUUUUCCCAGCUAGUUAACACAAAACAAUUUGUAAUCUAAUUAUAAAUUAUAAUCAUAAUUAUUAUUGUAAUUAACAAAUAAUAAUUAACAAUAACUUUAUCCAUAACAAAAUUAUAAAUUUUAAAUUCUAACUCACUAUUUUACAAGACUAAUAAAAUAAUAAAUAAACUUACCAUGGAUUUGCCGACAGCCGACGCAUCUCAACCGACGGCUGUAAGAAUGUCGAGCACCCCAGUCUACGAAGGUGAAGCCAGCACCGAAGUAUCAUCAUCAUACUUCAGUACUUUAGAUCUAGGACUACUUGGUGUGUUGCUUCUAGUAGCUGGCUGGUAUAUCUUCAGAAAAAGCAAGGAAGAUGACUUGCCACCUGCCAGCAAAUCUUACUCAAUCCAACCGACGAGUUUUACAGCGACAGCUCCUACGGAAAACUCAUUCAUUAAAAAACUCCGGACAUCCGGACGUAGUCUGGUAGUUUUCUACGGCAGUCAAACGGGAACUGGUGAAGAAUUCGCCGGUAGACUCGCCAAAGAAGGUGUCCGGUACAAGAUGAAGGGAAUGGUAGCUGACCCUGAGGAAUGCGACAUGGAAGAGCUGGUGAACCUGAAACAAAUCCCCAACAGCUUAGCUGUUUUCUGUCUGGCUACUUAUGGCGAGGGUGAUCCUACCGACAAUGCCAUGGAGUUUGUAGACUGGCUGAAAAAUGGCGAGGCUGAUCUCACUGGACUUAAUUAUGCCGUAUUUGGAUUGGGUAACAAAACUUAUGAGCACUACAAUGAAGUGGCUACUUACGUUGACUUUAGACUCGAACAGCUUGGAGCGACCAGAGUUUUUGAAUGCGGACUUGGGGAUGAUGAUGCCAACAUCGAAGACGACUUUAUAACAUGGAAAGACAAAUUCUGGCCAGCAGUAUGCGACUUUUUCGGAAUCGAAGGCGCAGGAGAAGACGUCAGCAUCCGUCAGUACAAAUUAACAGAACAUGUUGAAGUUCCUGCUGACCGUAUUUACACUGGAGAAAUAGCACGUCUUCACUCAUUAGUUAACCAACGACCACCAUUCGAUGCAAAGAAUCCGUACCUGGCAGCAGUAAAAGUGAAUCAUGAAUUGCACGGCCCAACAUCAGAGCGUUCGUGCAUGCACAUCGAGUUCGACAUCGAGGGUUCCAAGAUGCGUUACGACGCGGGUGACCACGUUGCGGUCUACCCGGUGAAUGACAACGAGUUGGUGGAGAAAAUAGGAAAAAUUUGCGAGGUGGACCUGGACACUGUGAUAAUUCUGACGAACACCGACGAGGAAUCGACCAAGAAGCACCCGUUCCCUUGCCCCUGCUCUUACAGAACAGCGUUGACCCACUACAUAGACAUCACGAGCAACCCGAGGACCCACGUGCUCAAGGAACUCGCGGAGUACUGCAGCGACCCGAAGGACAAGGAGAGAUUGAAGCUGAUGGCCUCAACCACCGCCGAAGGAAAAGCCCUCUUCCAUCAGUGGGUGACCAACGAGAACCGCAACAUCGUCCAUAUUCUCGAGGACAUUCCCAGCUUGAAGCCAGCACUGGACCAUCUUUGCGAACUGCUGCCGCGUCUCCAGUGUCGUUACUACUCGAUUUCUUCUUCGCCGAAGCUUCAUCCGACUUCUAUUCAUAUAACUGCAGUGGUUGUGGAAUACAAGACCCCUACUGGACGGAUUAAUAGAGGAGUCACUACUACUUGGUUGAAGAACAAGCACCCCACUGACCCUCCGAGCUACGUUCCAAUUUUCGUUAGAAAGUCCCAGUUCAGACUUCCACCCAAAGCUAUCACUCCCAUCAUCAUGGUGGGACCUGGAACUGGUCUCGCUCCCUUCCGUGGGUUCAUUCAGGAACGCGACUUGCUGAGAAAGGGCGGAGAAGAAGUUGGAGAUACUAUUUUGUACUUCGGGUGUCGCAAGAGCAAAGAAGAUUUUCUGUAUCAAAAUGAAUUGGAAGGGUAUGUCAAGAGCGGGACCUUGACUCUUCACACGGCUUUUAGUAGAGAGCAGGAGAAGAAGGUCUAUGUUACUCAUCUUCUUGAGAAGAACAAGGAUGAGAUUUGGGAUGUCAUUGGAGCUAAACAUGGACAUGUUUACAUUUGCGGUGACGCACGUAACAUGGCCCGAGAUGUCCACAAUAUUUUGCUAAAAGUAGUCCAAGAAAAAGGAAAAAUGACUGAACUUCAAGCUGCUGACUACAUAAAGAAAAUGGAAACCCAGAAGCGCUACUCGACCGACGUCUGGAGUUGAUCACACCACUGCUUCUAAUUAAUGUUUAAUUGUUAUUGAUUAACGAUUACGUACGUGAUGGUGAUUUUAUCAAUAUUUGAUUGUCAGUACGGUAUACAUAAUUUCAUCAGAGACUCCCGUGAGAAAGCUCACGCUUAUAGAAAAAUAAAAGAUUGUUCAUGUAAAUAAUAA
Messenger RNA from Cotesia glomerata, 2557 nucleotides. RefSeq names its product NADPH--cytochrome P450 reductase (gene Cpr). The record is from RefSeq and is a predicted model, not a curated record. Gene Ontology annotation, biological process: response to hormone. Gene Ontology annotation, molecular function: flavin adenine dinucleotide binding; NADPH-hemoprotein reductase activity; FMN binding. NCBI's taxonomy places the organism in Eukaryota, Metazoa, Arthropoda, Insecta, Hymenoptera, Braconidae. The transcript is spliced from 7 exons. The coding region runs from base 305 to 2386 and encodes 693 amino acids. Gene Ontology annotation, cellular component: cytosol.